Poecile atricapillus (Black-capped chickadee) is the source of this 1445-nucleotide messenger RNA. RefSeq names its product acid phosphatase 5, tartrate resistant (gene ACP5). Gene Ontology annotation, biological process: regulation of transcription by RNA polymerase II. Gene Ontology annotation, cellular component: nucleus. NCBI's taxonomy places the organism in Eukaryota, Metazoa, Chordata, Aves, Passeriformes, Paridae. Gene Ontology annotation, molecular function: RNA polymerase II cis-regulatory region sequence-specific DNA binding; DNA-binding transcription factor activity, RNA polymerase II-specific; hydrolase activity. The record is from RefSeq and is a predicted model, not a curated record.
ACCCCCCGGAGCCCCGGAGCCCCCCCGCCAUGCCCCGGCGCGGCUGACACCGCCGCCAUGUACUCCCCGUAUUGCCUGACCCAGGAUGAGUUCCACCCCUUCAUCGAGGCGCUGCUGCCCCACGUCCGGGCCUUCUCCUACACCUGGUUCAACCUCCAGGCCCGCAAGCGCAAAUACUUCAAGAAGCACGAGAAGAGGAUGUCCAAGGAGGGACGCGCCGUCAAGGACGAGCUGCUGGGCGAGAAGCCGGAGGUCAAGCAGAAAUGGGCCUCGCGCCUCCUGGCCAAGCUGCGCAAGGACAUCCGGCCCGAGUGCCGCGAGGACUUCGUGCUGUCGGUCACCGGCAAGAAAGCGCCGUGCUGCGUCCUGUCCAACCCCGACCAGAAGGGCAAGAUCCGCCGCAUCGACUGCCUGCGCCAGGCCGACAAGGUGUGGCGGCUGGACCUGGUGAUGGUCAUCCUCUUCAAGGUCCCGCUGGAGAGCACCGACGGCGAGCGCCUGGCCAAGGCUCCCCAGUGCGCCAGCCCCGGCCUGUGCGUGCAGCCCCACCACAUCGGCGUCACCAUCAAGGAGCUCGACCUGUACCUGGCUUAUUUCGUCCACGCGCCAGGUGUCCCCACACUGUCCCCCCAGGCACUUCCCCACCCCUACUACGCCCUCCGCCUUCACCUGCCGGGCUCCAACUCCUCUGCGCGGCUGCUGGUGCUGGACACGGUUCUGCUCUGCGGCCACAGCGACGAUUUCGUGUCACCGAUGUCCCCGCGGUCCCGGGACGCGGCGGCGGCCGAGGCUCACCUGGGGUGGCUGCGGGCGCAGCUGGAGGCGGCGGCCGGGGACAGUUUCGUGCUGGUGGCCGGCCACUACCCGGUGUGGUCAGUGGCCAAACACGGCCCCACGCCGUGUCUGCUGCGCCUGCUGCGGCCGCUGCUGCGGCGCCACCGCGUCACCGCCUACCUGUGCGGCCACGACCACAACCUGCAGUACCUGGAGGAGGGGGGCGUGGGCUACAUCCUGAGCGGCGCCGGGAAUUUCAUGGAGGAUUCGCGGCCCCACCUGGGCUCCGUCCCCCCCGGUUCCCUCCGCUUCUUCUUCGGGAGCCCCGCCAGCCCCGGGGGCUUCGCCCACCUGCGCCUGGAGCCCGGCGCUGUCACCGUCACCUUCCUGGAGGCCACCGGCCGCGUCCUGCACCGCGUGGCGCUGCCCCCCCGCCAGCUCUGAGCCCCGGGGGGCGCGGGACCCCUCCCCUGGGGACAGCGGGGACAUUGGGGACACCGAGACCCCUCCCCUGGGGACACCGGGGACAGCGGGACCCCUCCCCUGGGGACAGUGGGGACACCGGGACCCCUCCCCUGGGGACAGCGGGGACACUGGGACCCCUCCCUUGGGGACAUUGGGGACACUGGGACCCCUCCCCUGGGGACAGCGGGGACACCGGGACCCCUCCC